ACGAGAGUCUAACAAAAUUAGAUUUUUCAUUUUAUGAUUUUUCUAUGAUUUAUUAUGUUUUUAAAGAUUUGAUGUUAAUAAAUAAAAAAGAAAAAACAAAAUCACCCUCCAAAACCACUUGAGGGGGUAUUUAACCGGUUCAAAAAGUUUAGAGGGUAGAAUAUCCGGUUUUAUAGUUCAGCGGGUGAAGUAGACUACACUAGAUAGUCGAGGAGGUUAGGUAGACUUUUUUCUUUCUAGAUUGGUGGGAUAGAGUGAGUAGUGCUGCUAGUGAGUUACUAAUGCAAGGAAUCAAUUCUCUUAUAGUUUUUGGAGCAUGGACUAUAUGGACUCAUCGUAAUAGGUGUGUUUUUGAUGGAGCAGCCCUUGAUAUUGCAAGAAGAUUGUUGCUGGAGAGGAGUGAAAACUAUGGUCAUUAGCAGGGGCUCGGGGAAUUUCUCUCCUGACUGACCGUUAUUCAGAAAGCUAAGAUCCUAGUGCUAUUGUCGAUCGUCCUUUGAAACAGACAUGAGCACGCUUCUAUGCUUAAGAUCGGAAGUACGGGUGAGUUUUGUGUGAGUUGGCGUGAGUCGGUGUGAGUGUGCGGGCUUACCUUAUUGGCUAGCCUGGGGUGUGCUGUAUGGGUUCUUUUCCUUUUCCUUUUACUUUUUAAUAUAAUGAUGCACAACUCUCUUGUGUUUUUCAAGAAAAAAAAAUCAAUGUCAUUGAUAUAUGGUUUGAUAUGAGAACAUUUUUCCAUGCUCCAUAAACUAUUAAAAACAAUUACUUAUCCUAAUGCAUGCAUGCAUGUUUACUUAUCUAUAGAUAGUGUAUAGCAUUAUGCUUAUCUUUAAUGUAAUAAUAGGAGAAGUGUUUAAUGUAGUAAACAUACACAAUCAAAGUAUUUAUAUUUAAAUUUUGAGAGAUUUUUAUUUAGUUUGUACAACCACACAUGUGGGUAGUUUAGAUAUAAACUGAGUGUAUAACUUUUAUAUUAUUUGUUUAAUUGUGUGUGUAAUUUAGAUGUAAACUUAGGAAUUAUUUAUAGCAUUUUAAGUAGGGGUGGACUUUUAGAUAUAAGUUUAAGGAGUUAUUUUAAAGCCUGUUUGGCACAGCUCAACAACUUCAUGAGUUCUUGUGAGCUCUUUUUUUUCUUCUCCUAAACCCUAAACCUAAAAACUCAUUUCCAAAACAACUUUAUGGGUGAAGUUGUUUUUCUCCAACUAUCACAUAAUGAGUUAAGAUGAAGCUGAAUAUAAUAGCUUAUCCAUCUCUCUAUCUCUCUCUCAAAAGUUGUUGUUGAAGCAAUUUUACCAAACACUUUUAAAAAAAACAACUCAGUUUCACUAAAAAAAGUUGCUUGUGAUGCUAUUUUUUUUUAAAAAAAAUCACUACUAAAGUUGAGAUUUGUCAAACAGACCCUUAAAUUAUAUUUUAUAAUGAUAUGUGUUUAAUUUAUAUACUUAGAGGGUUAUUUGAAAUUAUUUAUAAUAAAAGAUGUGAGUACUUUACUUGCAAAUUAGUUUUUUUUUUAUUUACAAUGGCAGAUGUGGGUAAGUUUUUAUCAAACAGAAUCGAUCUAAUGACUUUACUGACGAUGAUUAUGAAAGUGUACCAAAUUGAAAGCCAAAUGUUUCUGAUCACUGUGAGUAUUUUUCUUUGACUUAUGUUUUUUCCUAGCACAUCCCGCGAGGAUUAACAUAGAGCCAAAUAUGUUUGUGAUUCUCAUGAAAAUAAACAUGGAGGAUUUUUUGUUGCCAUAGAAGCAAUCCAGCAUAGUGGAGCCUGCCGGAUCGACAUGACAUGUUUGCUCCAAUGAUCCUUUCUUCAGGCUGCGGCCUGCAGGACACCAGUAGCGUUGAGCAGAGCAAACUCCGAGUCGAGUCCCUGCAGUCUCGCACUGGCAGUCUGGCAGCUUAAUCGUGCCAUCCUAACUAAGCUCACGCCGCCAGCAUGAACGGCGAACCACCUCACGCCAAAGGGCCUUUGCCAUCUGAACCGCUUCGCCGUGCAGGGAUCGUUUGGAUGACAGAUAGGCGGCGUGUUCCGCGCGCGAUGCUCGACCGGACCUCGUCGCGCAUGCAUUUUGGUUAGCUCCCUGGCUUCUCCGGUUCCAUGAGGCGCAGGGAUUCGCCGCGCGCGUGUUCACGAACACCAGCAGCACAGCCGUAUAGAGAGCCACUGUAAACGUCGCUGCGACGACGAUGGCGCUGCUGACCGAGAGACAGCCGCAGCCGGAGAAGAAGGCGCCACGGGGGGCGAGGCCGAUGUCGGGGAAGGGCGUCGUCGUGCUGUGCGCCGCGAGCUUCUUCGUUGGGCUGCUGCUCAGCGGCCGGGUGACGCUGCUCACACCGCCGUCGUCGAACUCGCCUUCAGGCUCGCGCGGCUCCAGGAUCCCUCUGUUCUCUGAUGGCUGCGACCAGAAGAGUAGGCGUAAGCUGGACGAGAGCAGCCCCAAGGACAUCAUGAAGGAGGUGUCAAGAACUCACCUAGCAAUCCAGUCCCUGGACAAGUCGGUGUCGUCGCUGGAGAUGGAGCUGGCCGUGGAACGAGCCAAGCAGAACGGGGGCCUCGGCGUGAGCGUGCCGUCCAGGGGCGGCGGCCUCCCGAAGGCGUUCGUGGUGAUCGGCAUCAACACGGCCUUCAGCAGCAAGAAGCGGCGGGACUCGCUGCGGGACACCUGGGUGCCCCGAGGGGACAAGCUGCGGCGGCUGGAGAAGGAGAAGGGCGUCGUGGUCCGCUUCGUGAUCGGGCACAGCGCGACGCCCGGCGGCGCGCUGGACCGCGCCAUCGACGUGGAGGCCUCGGCGACGGCGGACUUCCUGCGGCUGGACCACGUGGAGGGCUACCACGAGCUGUCGGCCAAGACGCGGACCUACUUCGCCACCGCCGUCGCCACCUGGGACGCCGACUUCUACGUCAAGGUCGACGACGACGUGCACGUCAACCUGGGCAUGCUCACCAGCAGGCUCAACAAGUACAGGGCCAGGCCUAGGGUCUACAUCGGCUGCAUGAAGUCCGGCCCCGUUCUGUCGCAGAAGGGCGUCAAGUACUACGAGCAGGAGUACUGGAAGUUCGGCGACGAGGGCAACAAGUACUUCCGCCACGCCACGGGCCAGAUCUACGCCGUCUCCAGGGACCUCGCCUCAUACAUCUCCAUAAACCAGCCGAUCCUGCACCGGUUCGCCAACGAGGACGUGUCCCUCGGCGCGUGGCUCCUCGGGCUGGAGGUCGAGCACGUCGACGAUCGGAGCCUCUGCUGCGCCACGCCACCAGACUGCGAGUGGAAGAAGCAGGCCGGGAACGUGUGCGCGGCGUCGUUCGACUGGUCGUGCAGCGGCAUCUGCAAGUCCGUCGACAGGAUGAGGGCCAUCCACAACGCCUGCGGCGAGGGCGACGGCGCCAUCUGGAGCGCCGCCAUCUGAACUCCCAUGAUCCACCAAAACAAUGAUCAGAACUAGCUUCUUUUAAAAGUUUGUUAGUUUUUUUGGGUUUGCUUCCUCUAGAAUUUUCUGGAACUUGGAAACCAUCAUUCAUGGAAGGGUAGCAUAUAGCACUGUCUCAGAAAAUCAGAGCUGAGAUACAUCAUACAGCAGGACCAGCCACCUGCAUUCUCAUGAUGUGCUAUUAUAUUGCCGCAGUCUAGUGGAGUGCUACUACCAGUACACGAGGUGGUUGUCCGCAUGUGCUUGUGGAAUCCCAGGGCCCUGCUGUUUAAUUCUGCAAAAUUGCAAUGGAGUUCGAAGAAUUCCUUUUCCA
This is a messenger RNA of Sorghum bicolor (sorghum), 3738 nucleotides long. RefSeq names its product probable beta-1,3-galactosyltransferase 8. Bases 2184 to 3404 code for a protein of 406 amino acids. Gene Ontology annotation, cellular component: Golgi membrane. NCBI's taxonomy places the organism in Eukaryota, Viridiplantae, Streptophyta, Magnoliopsida, Poales, Poaceae. The transcript is spliced from 7 exons. Gene Ontology annotation, molecular function: hexosyltransferase activity. The record is from RefSeq and is a predicted model, not a curated record.